Corticium candelabrum is the source of this 1555-nucleotide messenger RNA. RefSeq names its product ubiquitin-conjugating enzyme E2 Q2-like. Lineage: Eukaryota; Metazoa; Porifera; Homoscleromorpha; Homosclerophorida; Plakinidae. The record is from RefSeq and is a predicted model, not a curated record. The transcript is spliced from 10 exons. The coding region runs from base 36 to 1148 and encodes 370 amino acids.
CAUUACGACAGCUCCUAGUACCUCGAAGCAAUUCAAUGGCGAGGCGCAAUCCGCUGCGUCGCGAGCUUUCAUUGCUCGAACAGACCUUUCCGAGAGGUCAUAGCCAGUUUCAGAUAACGUCAGCGAACAUGGACGAGGUGACGUGCGUCUUUGUCGGUCCUCCUCGCUUCAGAAUUCAAUGCAACAUCUCAGUUGAUUAUCCAGCCACAAAGCCGUACUGGUUUGCGGAUGGCGAUCAGACCGACGUCGUUGUCGCUUCCAUUCUCGAAGAGUUGACUUCUCUACCUGAUUCUCCUCAUCCGAUUUUAAGCUGUGCUAACGUUCUCAUCUCUCGUCUGUGUGAGAUGUUUGGCUAUGCGAAACCAGACUGCUGCAGUACGCUUUUGCAGCAAUUUCCUGUGUCUGACAGGGAUGGAGAAAUGGAAGAUGAGGAGGAUGAAGAUGAACCGGAAGAGGACGAUGAGGACGACGAGGAUGAUAACGUUGGGCUUGAUGGGAUUGAAGAUCACAGUGAUAAUGAUACAGUUGAUAGUGGGUGUGGGUUGGACUCGGAUUCUAGAGCGACACUGGAGAGAGUAAAGAUCAGUACGAGAGAUGAAUAUGUAAAGGGAACAGUAAGUGGUUCUGUGCAAGCAUCUGAUCGUCUUAUGAAGGAUCUUCGUGAUAUUUAUCGAUCUGCUGGUCACAAGGAUGGCAUGUUUUCUGUUGAGCUUGUUGAAGACAAUCUUUAUGAAUGGAUGAUUAGACUAAAACAGGUUGACCCUGAUAGUCCACUGUAUGGAGAUCUUAAGAAACUUAAAGAAAAAGAGAACAAAGAUUAUAUCCAGUUGAGCAUGACAUUCAGUGAAUCAUUUCCCUUCGCUCCUCCAUUUGUUCGAGUCAUCUAUCCUGUCCUCACUGGAGGUUAUGUACUGAAUGGUGGUGCUGUUUGUAUGGAGCUACUCACACCUCAAGGUUGGAGCAGUGCUUAUUCCUUAGAGGCAGUCAUUCUACAGAUUGCAGCAACGUUAGUGAAAGGAAAGGCACGAAUUCAGUUUGGAACUUCGAAUUCUUGUUAUAGUCUGCAUCGAGCACAACAAGCAUUUCGUUCUCUAGUUGAAAUUCAUGUAAAGAAUGGCUGGUACACACCUCCCAAACAAGACGGCUGAUAGAUCAGACUAGUGGUUAUUGUAAAUAGUAAUGGUAGCAUGUAGUAUAUUGUUGAAGACUGACUUUUCUUAUAUGUGUAGCAAAGACAACUUGUGGAAAACAUUAGUGGAAAUUUGAUGUUACGGUGGGAUUGUAAUGUACUGAAAUUGAAAAUCUAGUGCCAGCUAACUAACGUGGCUAACUAACUGGUGAAAGGCUAAAGCUUGAAAAUCCAGCCAAACUAUUCUCUCAGCUGGAUUGUUGAGUUCAGGCAGCUCAAGUGCAUAAACCUUCAAGAUGUAUGACAUCGUGUAUUGAUUAAUUUUAUGUUAAAUAGUAAUACUUAAUUUAAAGUGACGUGGACAAACUGAAGUUGGAUCUAGACAAUAUUAUUGAGUCAAUAGUGAAAUGACAGUGCUAAGUAAAC